Messenger RNA from Cylicostephanus goldi, 249 nucleotides. NCBI's taxonomy places the organism in Eukaryota, Metazoa, Nematoda, Chromadorea, Rhabditida, Strongylidae. The record is from the annotation of a GenBank genome assembly.
AUGCUUAUUCGCGGAUCCGGGAAAGACAAACAAUCGAGAGUGGUAUAUGGCAUACCGACGAUGUGUUUGCGAGCCAUUCUGUUCCCUGAAGCGGGACGCACUGUGGGCCAAGAGUGUGAGCGGUAUUGCGAGUUCAUCUUGGCUCCAGAAUGUCCUGCUUUCAAUCCGGAUCUCAACCCAUCAACCCAUCAGGCUCCGUAUGGUGCCUAUCAGAGAUGGAGGCUUCUGCUAAAUCAAUUAGAAACCUGA